Batrachochytrium dendrobatidis JAM81 is the source of this 249-nucleotide messenger RNA. RefSeq lists its product as uncharacterized. The record is from RefSeq and is a predicted model, not a curated record. The coding region runs from base 1 to 249 and encodes 82 amino acids. The transcript has a single exon. Lineage: Eukaryota; Fungi; Chytridiomycota; Chytridiomycetes; Rhizophydiales.
AUGAGUAAUACGCCAUUACCAGAAAUCACUACUAGAAUCAAUGAAAGUGCAAAUGCAUCUGAUUUGGCUAAUACUGCAGAACCACCUCUAGAAACCAGUCGCUCCGACACUCAAUCAUCAAAACCCGUCACAAAGUGGUUCAGACUGCAGCAGGGAUUUACUUAUUUCCAUCUAUUCUCCUUCUUACUGGCAUCCUUGUUCACCAUCUCAUUCUUUGUGUAUAUCAAUUCUUCUCAGGUUAGUGACUAG